AUUCUCCUGUAAUCUGCACAACGGAAGUAGACUGGUCACAGCCAAGAUACGUGCAAACACAGACGCUCUACGCUUAUGGAGUGCUGCGCUCUUAUUCGACCUUGCGGAUCUUCAACACACCAAUUUUGACACAACCUCCUGUAUCCGUAUCCGAAUCGAACAUUGGGUAUUGCGGCCACAGGAAAGCAGAGCGUCAGUGAACGAGUGCGACAUUGAUCUACUAAGCUGAUUACAACCUUGCACGCAAUCCGCCUCCUUAUCAAUUUCCAGGGGGAUAUUUUGGGCGCUGCUAACCCAUCCUUGCAUUUCAUACAAAAGCACUUCAAAUAUCUCGCAGGCCACCGCCUACCUUACUCCGAACAGCCAACUCCCUCUUGCGUCCCAUCAAACUUUGGACAACGCAUUCGCGCGAAAGAAGACCACGGAAGGAACUCAAAGAUCGAAUUUGCCAUUAAGCCACCUCAUUCAAUAUCUCUCUUGAGCUAUGGAGAAUGACCCGGAAUCGAACCCACCGCUCGACCAUCUAAAGACCGCCGACCAGGUCGCUCAAGAUGCGCAGGAUCUCGCUUACCUCGGCCAUGACCAGGCCCUUUCGCGGAAGUUCAGCACGAUGAGCAUGCUCUUUCUCGCGAUUUCUGUCCUGGGAACCUGGUCUACAUUCGCGCAAGGACUUUCGAGUGGUAUCACCAGCGGCGGACCAGUUGCCAUCCUCUGGGGCCUCGUCCUAGUCCUAUUUUGCAACAUUUGCGUGGCUGUAUCAUUGGGAGAGCUCUGCAGUAGUAUGCCAACAGCACUCGGACAGGCGUACUGGAUAUUUCGUCUGUGGCCGUCUGGCCGCUUUGUGUCCUACCUCUGCGCAUGGAUCAAUACUUUUGGAUGGUGGACACUUUCUGCCUCACAAGUUGCUUUCAUGGCCAAUUUCAUCUUGAGCAUGAAGGUCAUGUUCGUACCGGACUGGUCCGAGGUUGGUGUUGGGUGGAUCAACUUUCUUCUCUAUCUUGCCGUAACUCUUGUGGUAACGGUCGCCAAUCUCGUUGCCUGUAGGAAAGAUGCUAUCCUACCAGCCUUCAACAACUUUGUCGGAAUCUGCUUUAUCGGACUCUUUUUCAUCUUCAGUCUGGCACUCCUCAUCUCCGUCGGAGUAAGGCCAAACUUGGAGUUCCAGCCAGCCUCAUUCGUCUUUGGACGAUGGAUCAACCAGACGGGUUGGGGAGACGGUGUUACCUGGUUCACAGGCCUUCUUCAGGCUGCAUACGGGUUGACGGCCUUUGACUCGGCCGUCCAUUUGGCUGAAGAAAUUCCGGCACCACGCAAGAAUAUUCCACGCGUCAUUUGGCUCUCAGUCAUCCUGGGAGCUCUUACCGGCUUUAUCUUUAUGGUGGUCUGUUUGUUCUGUAUCCAGAACCUCGACACCAUCUUGAACCCUCCUACCGGUCUCCCUUUCAUGGACCUGGUUCAUGAGGCUAUCGGAUUGCAGGGGGCAACUGUACUGCUAUCACUUUUCAUCUUCAACGGUCUUGGUCAAGCUAUCAGCAUUGUCACCACCGCCUCUCGUCUGACCUGGGGAUUUGCGCGAGAUGGCGGGAUGCCCUGGAGCAGCUACUUCUCUGGUGUGAAUGAGGCUUGGCGAGUGCCGGCGCGCGCAUUAUGGCUUCAGGGAGCCAUUAUUGGCGUGGUUGGCGUGCUCUAUUUGUUUGCCAACACGGUGCUUGAGGCGAUUCUCAGUGUCAGCACAAUCACCCUUACGAUAUCCUACGGGAUGCCCAUCCUGACUCUCCUUCUCGUCGGGCGAGACAAGCUUCCGCCUGGAGAGUUCAAAUUGGGGCGUUUUGGGCCUGCAAUCAAUUGGAUCUCCGUCAUCUACUGCGUUAUUACUACGGUCUUCUUCUUCUUUCCAUCGGCUCCCAAUCCAGCACCGGCAGAUAUGAAUUACGCCAUCGCAGUCUUUGGGGUCAUGAUGGUGGUGACUCUGGGUUUCUGGUUCAUCAAGGGGCAGUACACUUAUCUCAAGACUGAUGACGCAGCCGAGCGAAUCAUUGAGGCACAAAAUGCCGAGGUGACUACUGCUCCCAUUCCUCGCAAGAUUUAGGCGCGCUCUGCGAGCACAAAGCUGGAAUGUCGCCGUUGUUAUCUUGUAUUGUAAUAAUCUUUGAACAAUAUCAUUCGUAGCACUAGAUUCAAUGCUGUGUACUUCAUUAACCUCG
Messenger RNA from Colletotrichum phormii, 2204 nucleotides. Its product is annotated as amino acid/polyamine transporter I. The transcript has a single exon. Gene Ontology annotation, biological process: transmembrane transport. The record is from RefSeq and is a predicted model, not a curated record. NCBI's taxonomy places the organism in Eukaryota, Fungi, Ascomycota, Sordariomycetes, Glomerellales, Glomerellaceae. Gene Ontology annotation, molecular function: transmembrane transporter activity. Bases 485 to 2089 code for a protein of 534 amino acids. Gene Ontology annotation, cellular component: membrane.